Fomitopsis serialis is the source of this 620-nucleotide messenger RNA. RefSeq lists its product as uncharacterized. The record is from RefSeq and is a predicted model, not a curated record. The transcript is spliced from 2 exons. NCBI's taxonomy places the organism in Eukaryota, Fungi, Basidiomycota, Agaricomycetes, Polyporales, Fomitopsidaceae. The coding region runs from base 94 to 465 and encodes 123 amino acids.
GCACUCACUCGGCAUGCAUUCCUCAAGCUUCCUCCCUCUUGCAGCCCUCGUCGCCGCCGCUUCCGUUGCGGCAGCACGUCAGUUGAUGACUACAUGCUCGCGUCCCGCAGCGACGCCGACAUGUCCUUGUCCGCGCGCGAUCUCGAGCUCCUCGACUACCUCGUAGCCCGGAGCGACGCCGACCUCUCCCUGUCCGCGCGCGAGAGCUUCGACAUCGUCGACCUCCUCCGCCGGGAGUACCUCCCGGCCGAGCUCAUCGCUCGAGGUGCGCUCGACCAGCCCCAGCGCGAGAGCUUCAAGACAUUUGAGGAGUACGAGAAGGCGUGGAUGCAGUGGAACAGGCGGAACAUGAAGAUGGAUAAGUCGAUCCAGAAGGCGCUCAAGAAUAAUGCCAAGACGUACGAGAAGCAGCAGAAGGGGUCGAAGGGGAUACUGGGGAAGUUGUUCGGGAAGAAGAAGCAAUAGGGGACGUAGCUGAAAGGCGGAUCAUCCGGGAUGGUGCUUUCCUUACUCUCGCGCGUCGCGCAGAACCUGCAGCAAUGGACAACUCGCACGUUUCUAUUGUGCAGCGUUCCGCACACGAUGUGGGCGCAUGAUCUGUAUUACAUCACAAAAAAGGU